Molecule: messenger RNA, 810 nt
Organism: Phodopus roborovskii (desert hamster)
Lineage: Eukaryota; Metazoa; Chordata; Mammalia; Rodentia; Cricetidae
Exons: 7
Coding region: 1-810 (269 amino acids)
Source: RefSeq, a predicted model, not a curated record
AUGGCGGAUUGCACAUUUAUGCUGACACAAAUUCUAUUCAUCUGCUAUUUCUUGAUGGUAAACUGCACACAACCCCACUGUUCAUCUGUGAAAGACUUUGAUGAUUGUCUAGGAAACACAACAGAUUUCUGCCCUAGAGAUGUUGCCUGUGCAUGCAAAGAUGGAAAGCCUUUUUGCAAAUGUCCAAAUUACAGAGGUCAGUGGGGAGACUACUGGUACAUGGGGGACAAGUGCAAACAACUGUGGACCACUGUAGACCUGAUUUUAGUAGCAACAUUGCCUGGAAUAGCACUGGCUGUAAUCGUUGGUGUGGCAAUCCAGAUUAUCCACUACUGUAAAAGGGAAUCAAAGAAGAAUGAAAGACAUCACAGAGAAGAGAGGAGUAUGCCAGAACUUCAACCUUACCAUAAUUCUGCAUAUGGUUUGGAUACUGAUAGGAAUUUUCCUCAACUUAAUCAAAGCAAGAAUCCUUGGAACCUAUCAUACCAGGAAGUCUUUUCCAGAAGUUCUUUUCCUCCAUCAUCACAGCUAUCCAGAAUGAAUUCCAACUAUAUUGCUCAAGAAGUCAAAGAAGGCAUUCUUUACAACUAUCCAGCUCAUAACCGGGAUAGCUCUCUGGGACCAACUAAGCCUGCUGUAAACUAUGGGAGCAAUUAUUUGUCAACCACACACAUGAAGCCAAUCAUUGAUGUUUCUACAUCUGUGCCAGCAAGAGCAACCUAUACUCCGAAGGAAAAGAAAUACUCAGAUUAUGAAGAACUAGAAAACCCUUAUAAAAUAGGCCGUGCACAGAUGAAAUAUGACUAUUAA